CUUCUCCUCAGAGGAAUUGUUUCUCUUCUCAUCAGCAUCCUCACCAUGAAGUUCCUCCAGUCCGUCACCAGUUUGCUGCUUGCUGGCUGCUCGCUGGCCUGUGCUGGCCCGACUCCCGGCCAUGCGGCCGUUCAGCCCAAGCACCCCCACAAGAUUGCGCCCAAGGUGUUUAUCAUCUCCAUGUUCGAACCCGAGGCUGAAGUCUGGUGGGGAAUUCCCGAGUUCAACCUCCUCGCGCACAACAUCACCGUCCCUGGCGCUUCGCCCCUUUUCCCCGAUGUCUACUGUACUGCCGAUUACAGUGUCUGCCAGCUCAUCACUGGCGAAGGCGAGAUCAAUGCUGCUGUCACUGUCAACGCCGUCGCUUUCUCUCCUCUGUUCGAUCUGCGUCACACCUACUUCUUCGUCGCUGGUAUUGCCGGUGUCAACCCCAAGAUGGCCACCACUGCGGGCGUCAUUUUUGCCCGCUACGCCGUCCAGGUUGCACUGCAGUAUGAGAUUGACAUCCGUGAACUGCCCAGAAACUACUCCACUGGAUACAUCCCCAUGGGAUCGACCUUCCCCGACCAGUACCCCCAGAACAUCUACGGUACGGAAGUGUUCGAAGUCAACGCCGACCUGCGCAGUCUCGCCGUCUCGUUCGCCAAAAAGGCCAAUCUGUCCGACACGGCCACGGCCAAGGCUUAUCGCGCCAACUAUGCCACUCAGGAUGGUGUUUUCAAGGCGGCUACCGAGGGCCCCUCCGUCGUGGAAUGCGACGUCGCUACUUCUGAUGUCUACUACAGCGGUCUGAUCCUGGGCGAUGCCUUUGACAACACCACCACCCUCCUCACCAACGGCACAGGCAAGUACUGCGCUAGCGCCCAAGAAGACAACGCUACUUUGGAAGCCCUCCUGCGCUCCUCCGCUCGCAACCUGACCGACUUCUCCCGUAUCAUCGUCAUGCGCACCGCCUCUGACUUUGACCGUCCCUACCCCGGUGUUUCUGCGAGCUACAACCUGUUCAACUCCGCCGAGCAGGACGGCUUUACGCCCGCCAUUCAGAACCUCUACGUUGCGGGUAUCCAGGUUGUUGAGGGAAUUCUGGCCGGAUGGAACUCGACCUUCGCUGCGGGCGUUAAGCCGCGCAACUAUGUGGGAGACAUCUUUGCGACCCUCGGUGGUACUCCUGACUUUGGACCCGGACGGGCCGAGGCCUUGGAGGGCGCUGGGGCGUUGAAGAAGCGGGGGAUGGAGAGAAAGAUGCACAGCCGUGCGAAGCGAUCUUAAUGUAUUAUUAUGUGUAGAUAGAUAUGCAUGAAUAAAUAGACAGCAUUGGAUAUGUUGAAUGUUACACUGGAUAUAGGCUAAUCUGCUAAAUGGAUGCCGAUCCCUGUUUGAUGCGGGGAAACAAUACUCAAUAAAUAGCAUCCCAUCAAUUCCUUC
This is a messenger RNA of Aspergillus wentii DTO 134E9, 1425 nucleotides long. Its product is annotated as purine-nucleoside phosphorylase. Lineage: Eukaryota; Fungi; Ascomycota; Eurotiomycetes; Eurotiales; Aspergillaceae. Gene Ontology annotation, biological process: transmembrane transport. The record is from RefSeq and is a predicted model, not a curated record. Bases 46 to 1269 code for a protein of 407 amino acids. The transcript has 2 exons. Gene Ontology annotation, cellular component: endoplasmic reticulum.